Cryphonectria parasitica EP155 is the source of this 723-nucleotide messenger RNA. RefSeq names its product zf-CHY-domain-containing protein. The transcript has 2 exons. Gene Ontology annotation, biological process: ubiquitin-dependent protein catabolic process; protein ubiquitination. The record is from RefSeq and is a predicted model, not a curated record. NCBI's taxonomy places the organism in Eukaryota, Fungi, Ascomycota, Sordariomycetes, Diaporthales, Cryphonectriaceae. Gene Ontology annotation, molecular function: zinc ion binding; ubiquitin protein ligase activity. Gene Ontology annotation, cellular component: nucleus. The annotation marks the transcript as partial.
GACGAGGACCUUCCUGAAUUGGGCUGUGUGCAUUACAAGCGGAACAUUAAGGUACAAUGUGCAGAAUGCGACAAGUGGUACACGUGCCGGCUGUGCCAUGACGACGCAGAAGAACAUACCCUACCGAGAAAGCACACAAAGAACAUGCUCUGCAUGCUGUGUGGGCACGCGCAAAAGGCCUCCGAUACCUGUGCGCACUGCGGCGAGAGUGCGGCUUCGUACUACUGUAACAUUUGCAAGCUGUGGAGCGAUGAUGUGAACAAGCAUAUAUAUCACUGCGACGACUGCGGGAUCUGCCGAGUGGGACGUGGGCUGGAGAAGGACUUCUUCCACUGCAAGACCUGCCGUGCGUGCAUCUCCAUCGCAACCAAGGAUGAUCACAAGUGCAUCGAGCGAGCAACAGACGCCAACUGCCCGAUCUGUAACGACGACAUGUUCUCCUCCCCUCAGCAGGUCAUCUUCAUGGAGUGCGGCCACCCUAUCCACCGCAACUGUUUUCAACAGUAUAUGAACACUUCAUACAAGUGUCCGCUGUGCAGCAAGAGCAUUGUCAAGAUGGAUGCCUUGUUCUUGAAUCUUGCCAACAUCAUCAAAGAGCAGCCAAUGCCAGAGGAGUACCGAGGCAUACGGUCUGUUCUCUUCUGCAACGACUGUUCGGCAAAGAGCUCAACCGAUUACCACUUCUUGGGUUUGCGCUGUCAGAUCUGCCAGUCCUUCAAUACU